Molecule: messenger RNA, 1362 nt
Organism: Lodderomyces oxycetoniae
Lineage: Eukaryota; Fungi; Ascomycota; Pichiomycetes; Serinales; Debaryomycetaceae
Exons: 1
Coding region: 1-1362 (453 amino acids)
Biological process (GO): poly(A)+ mRNA export from nucleus
Cellular component (GO): nucleus
Source: RefSeq, a predicted model, not a curated record
AUGGGUGACCCGUUGGCCGAUUUCACCAAUUUGUCUCAAGAUGAGUUUGAACCUGAGCAGUAUGUAAACUCUCAAAAUCAAGAAACGCAGCAAGAAGAAGAGGCACAACAAGCACAACAAGCCGAAGAAGAUAUAGAGUUACCCCAAGAUCAUGAAUUACUUGAAGCUGCCGAGUAUCCACAGAGGACCGCUGAAGAUGAUAAUGGAACGAGUGGUUAUGCAUCUCGCGUAGAUGAUCAACAGGAAGAGCAGGUCCCUAGCUCCGUACAGGUAGACGAGAAGGUGAAGAAAGAGGAUGAGCAUCAAGAGGAGGAAGAUGAGCAUCAAGAAGAUGUCGAUGAGGAGGAAGUCAUCAAGUCUCUAAAAGCUAAGAAGCUCGAUGAGAAUCAAAUUGAACACACGCAAAAGAAGCUAAUUAGAAAACCUAAACCUCCCAUUCAUCAAGUUGAAGAAAUGGAGCAAGACUAUGAUGAUUUCCCCUCUAGCGAAAAGCCAGCAGACAGCCGUGAACCAAGUCAAAGGAAAAGAAUGGAACUAGAAGAAAGGAUGACAGCAGCUAUGACGAAAGUGAGCACUAGGAGGAAAAGAGUAGACGAAGACGAUUUAGAGCAAAUUGACGACAAAAGAGUACAAGACCUUAAGGACGAAAUGAUUGCAGCAGCCAAUGCCGACGUGGAGAAGAACAUAAGAGGAGAAAUAGCUACUGAAAAAUUGAAGAUGUUGGACGUGGUAAUGAACGUUUUAUCGAGAGCUGAUAUGGCGAUAGCAAUAUUGGAUAACAACUUGUUGGACGCAAUUAGGACAUGGCUUGAACCAUUACCCGAUGCCAGUAUGCCCGCUUAUCAAAUUCAAAAAGACCUUAUAUCAGCCUUGGAAAAUUUACCCAUAAAAACGGAACAUUUGACAGCUUCAAGUAUAGGUAAGGUUCUUGUGUUUUACCAAAGAUCCAAAAGAACAGAACCACAAUUGAAAAAAAUCGUAGACAGAUUGAUUGGAGAUUGGACAAGACCGCUUUUGAACAAAUCUGAUUCUUAUAGGGACAGAACAAUUCAGUUUGGUGAAUACAAUAAAACAAGAUUUGCAAAUCAACUAUCGAGACCAAGUAAAAAGAAAGAGAGCAAAACAUUGUACGAACAAAAUGCAGAAAGGAGGAAAAGAGCAGCUAUUCCAACUGCAAGAACUGCAGCUUACAAAAUCGCUCCAAGAGUCGAUAAGAGUUUAUUAAUGAGACAAGCUGGUAGAGGUGCUGGUUAUAAUGAGGGAUUCAAGAAAUUGAACCAAAAAUUAUCCACAAUGAGUACCAAAAGAAAAGCUGUUAAAAAAGGUGGUCCAUCUAUUGAAGGCAGGGAUUUGAGUAUUUAG